Triplophysa dalaica is the source of this 1188-nucleotide messenger RNA. It is a transcript of the gene sult2st3, whose product is annotated as sulfotransferase family 2, cytosolic sulfotransferase 3. Gene Ontology annotation, biological process: sulfation. Gene Ontology annotation, cellular component: cytoplasm. Lineage: Eukaryota; Metazoa; Chordata; Actinopteri; Cypriniformes; Nemacheilidae. Bases 258 to 1124 code for a protein of 288 amino acids. Gene Ontology annotation, molecular function: sulfotransferase activity. The transcript has 6 exons. The record is from RefSeq and is a predicted model, not a curated record.
UCAUUCUUUCCUCAUUUCGAUUUGUCUGUCUGUCUUAUAUCUAUCGCUUCUUUUUGGACUUUUUUCAUAUUUAUUUUUUAAUGUUGGUAUUUUUGUGUGGUUUCCUAGCAGUGUGUUCUGUGUAACCUCAACACAACCUUUCCGCUGAACUCCUCACUCUAUAUGACUCCUGUAGGUUUAAUGCUCUCCGUAUCUCCGCCCAUCCGAACACAAGUGAAUUCGGACGUGACACUGCGAACAAACGUCCUUGUGUCACUAUGGCUGAUGCCGAGUUAAGUCUGCUGUACCACGGUCUCAUCUUGCCCAAGGAAACUCAUUCACAGGAAAGCCUCGACUACAUGGAGAAUCUAACAUUCAAAGAUGACGAUGUCGUCGGCGUUACCUAUCCCAAAUCUGGUACCACAUGGAUGCAGGAAAUUCUUCCUCCGCUCCUGCGUGGAGGAGAUCUGACUGCUGUGAAGACCAUCCCGAACUGGGACAGGGUCCCAUGGAUGGAGGAGACUCGAGCACCCCUCGUCAUGGAUAAGAUCCCCUCACCUCGAGCCAUGGUAUCCCACAUGCCUUAUCAACUGAUGCCCCCCUCAUUCUUCACCUCUAAGGCUAAGGUAAUCUAUGUUACUCGCAAUCCCAAAGAUGUGUUAGUUUCAUCUUUCCACUUUCAUAAAAUGGCCAGUUUCCUCGAUGAACCUGGAACAUUUGAAGAAUUCACUGACAAGUUCCUGGCAGGAAAAGUGCUUUUUGGAAAGUGGACUGACCAUGUGAAAAGUUGGAGAAACCCUGAUCUUGGGGAAAGAAUUCUCUACGUCACCUAUGAAGAAAUGAUUCAGGACCUUCGUGGAGUUCUGAAGCGGAUGUUGAACUUCCUCGGUCGUCAGCUCAGCACAGAGGCUUUGGAUUCUGUGGUCAAUCACUGCUCAUUUAAAAAUAUGAAAACAAAUAACAUGUCAAACUAUUCUCUUGUGCCGGAAGAGAUCAUGGAUAGCAAGAAAUCAUCCUUUCUCAGAAAAGGUAUCUCUGGAGACUGGAAAAAUCACUUCAGCCCUGAACUUGAUGACAAGUUCACAGCAGCAAUUCAAGAGGAGCUGAAAGACAGUAACAUCAAAUUCCCGUGGGAUGACGAAUGAGACAGAAUCUCUUUAACUGACAUCUCCGUGAACAUGAAAAUAAAAAGUUGUAGUAGGAACUUGC